Molecule: messenger RNA, 1155 nt
Organism: Fulvia fulva
Lineage: Eukaryota; Fungi; Ascomycota; Dothideomycetes; Mycosphaerellales; Mycosphaerellaceae
Product: Cysteine synthase 1
Exons: 2
Coding region: 1-1155 (384 amino acids)
Cellular component (GO): cytoplasm
Molecular function (GO): cysteine synthase activity
Source: RefSeq, a predicted model, not a curated record
AUGUUCGCAAGGACAGCUCUGCGGGCCGUCACCAAGCCUGCAGCAUUCACUUCCAUCCGUCAGGCAUCGGCGCUAGCGGGCAAUGUCGAAGCGAUGAACCCACGAGGCAUUGCGAUCAGCAGUGCGCAGCGCAUAGCACAGAAUGGCUUCAUCUCGGCAAUCGGCAACACCCCUCUCAUCCGCAUGAAGAAGCUCUCCGAAGAGACGGCCUGCGACAUUCUCGCCAAGGCAGAGUUCCAGAACCCAGGUGGAUCCGUCAAGGACCGAGCAGCACUCUACCUCGUCCAGGAUGCCGAGAAGAAGGGCUUGAUCAAGCCCGGCGGGACUGUGGUUGAAGGGACGGCGGGAAACACCGGCAUUGGUCUCGCACACGUCUGCAGAAGCAAGGGCUACAAGCUGGUCAUCUACAUGCCAGAUACGCAAUCGCAGGGCAAGAUUGAUCUGCUGAGACUGCUUGGCGCAGAGGUAUACCCCGUCCCAGCUGUGGCCUUCGAAAACCCAGACAACUACAACUGGCAAGCGAAGCGUCAUGCUGAGACUUUGCACAAUGCUGUGUGGACCAACCAAUUCGACAACACUGCCAACCGACAGGCACAUAUCGAGACUACAGGUCCUGAAAUCUGGGCGCAAACGCAAGGCAACGUCGACGCUUUUACUUGCGCUUCAGGUACGGCAGGAACGAUUGCAGGCUGCACAAGGUACCUCAAGGAAGUAUCAAAUGGAAAGGUGAAGUGCUACGUCGCUGAUCCUCCUGGCUCCGUCAUCUACACCUACCUCUCCUCCGGCGGCAAGAUGGUCGAGCGCAAAGGCUCGUCAAUCACAGAAGGCAUUGGUCAAGGUCGCAUCACGGACAACUUGAAGCCAGACAUCGACCUGCUUGACGGCGCACUGCACAUUGCGGAUGAGAAGAGCAUUGAAAUGGUCUACAGAUGCUUGGACGAGGAAGGUCUAUACCUUGGCGCAUCAUCAUGCCUGAAUGUUGCAGCUGCCAGGCAUCUUGCCGAGAAGCUUGGUCCAGGACAUACGAUUGUCACGAUCCUUUGCGAUGGCGCUUACAGAUAUGCUGAUGGGUUGUUCUCGAGGAAGUGGUUGGAGAGUAAGGGUUUGGUCAAUGCUGUGCCGGAGCAUUUGCACAAGUACAUUGUGCUCGAGUAG